Messenger RNA from Trichophyton benhamiae CBS 112371, 2640 nucleotides. RefSeq names its product mRNA capping nucleoside-triphosphatase, putative. Bases 1 to 2640 code for a protein of 879 amino acids. Gene Ontology annotation, molecular function: polynucleotide 5'-phosphatase activity. Gene Ontology annotation, cellular component: mRNA capping enzyme complex. NCBI's taxonomy places the organism in Eukaryota, Fungi, Ascomycota, Eurotiomycetes, Onygenales, Arthrodermataceae. The transcript has 3 exons. Gene Ontology annotation, biological process: polynucleotide 5' dephosphorylation; 7-methylguanosine mRNA capping. The record is from RefSeq and is a predicted model, not a curated record.
AUGGACCUCAGGACCAUCAUCAACACCGACUCGGCCGUGGGCGCGGCCCGGGGUCCGCAGCUACACCAGCAACCACCACCAUCACAGCAGCAUCACCAGCAUCACCAGCAGCAGCAGCAGCAGCAGCGUACACAGCGGCCGCUCUCGAUACACUCGCUGGGGCCGGACGAGCCUCCGCUGCGCAGCGGCAGCGUCCACGAUGAGCAUCCGCCGCAGCACCACGAGUACGGCGGCGGCCCGGCUGGCGGACGGCCGUCGCAACCGCUGCAGCCUCCUCUGCAGUCCCCCAAGCGCAUCUCAGUGCCGUAUAUGGGCUCGACUGCCCAGUCGCCGUACCAGCAGCCGCCGCUCGCCUCGAUCCUGACCGGCAGAGAGCCCGGCGAGCGCGCCAGCAGCGUGCUGUCCGUCCCGCGAGAGCCAUACUCGGCCUCCUCGCUGCCUCCGCCCUCUGCGGCCUCGCUCUCCUCGCCCUUCACGCCCCAGCCGACCAGCGCCGGCACCCAGCACUCCUCCUACUUCUCCCAGCAGCGCUCUCACUCGGUCCAUUCGGCUGCCUCGCCGUCGUCGGUGCGCAGUCUCUCCUAUCCGUCUGGCCGUGAGCCUUCAGGCCACCCUUACUCGCCCAGCCAGCAGCACCAGCAGCAGCCGCAACUGCAGCAACUACAGCAACAUCACCAGGCAUUCCAUCCCCAACAGCCGCCGCCGCAGCAGCAGCAACAACAGCAGCAUUAUCAGCAGCAGCAGCAGCAGCAGCAGAGAUCGCAGCCAGGGACACCUCUUGCGCCUCCAGGAUCUUCCUACCGUCGACCAUCCCCCCAUCCGGUCCGCCCCCCGUCUUCAGGCCACGAUGCUCCCCUGUCGGCUCGUCUGGGAAGCCCCUGGGGCAGUCAGGAUGCCUCCUCUGGUGGCCAGAGAGACGGCGUGUCUCCAACGGUGCAUACGCCCAUCUCACGGCAUAAUUCAGUAGCUACGGACUCUUAUCCCCGGCAGUUCUCCAUGGAACGGGAAAAGGAGCAGCACCUCGAUAGUGUCAGCCCAAAGACCAUCGUUUCUCAACAGGGAGCCGCCCCGUAUGGUGAUAUCAACGCCAGCAACGCCAUCAAUAGAGACAAUGCCAUUGGCAGCAACCAUAGCACACUCAAUCAAUCCGUCCAGACGCCCCAUAAGGACCCGGAAUUGGCCCAGCAAACAACUCACCAGCCGGGACUGGAACAUCAAACCCUUCCUCCCACCACUGCCCGUCCGUCCUAUCCUCCUUCAACUCCACAGACCGCAUCCAUCAGUAACAUAACAAACUCAGCUACCACUGCCUCUGGCUCGCCUACCAGUCGUCGUCCGGUCCAGGAAGCAUCACCAACACUCCAGCACCACCCUUUCCCCCCUAAACAACCUCUGCACCAGCCGCGCUCCAGCAUCUCUGCAGCUCCAGGGCCCUCUUCCGCUUCAGAACGUGUCCCAAUGUGCCCCCCACGGAAGAAACGCAAGAGAUACACCCAGCCUCCUAUAUUCGCCUGCAAGGCUCCUAGAACUUCCGGCACUCCUCCCCCCAUCCCUCCCAAGGGCAGCCAGGCGCUAGCUCAGCCUCCACCCUCCUCCGUUUUUCCAGGUAAACGACCGUUACCGAAGCGUGAAAGCCUCGACCGGAAUCUCACUUCAGACUCGCUUCCUCCGCGACCUUCAAGGGAUGCCGACAUGGCGGUCAAUGGCAAUGCAGUCAAGGAAUCAGCUGCAGAUAACCCCUUAGGACCUUGGGAGCCUACGAUCACAAAUGUCAUCCCGUCAGAGGAACUGACCAAACUGAUAUGUGAUUUCUUGUUUCAACAAGUUGUCAUGCGCAAAGAUAUCGGCGCUGGUCCAGCUGGGGGUAUGGCUGUUGGGUCGGGAGCCAUCCUCGAGGUCGAAGCCAAGUUAGGCAGACUGAUAGACAAAAGUCGGGGUGAGAGACUGCGUCUUCCCAUCCUCUCAGAAACUGUCAUCAGCAAGGACGACCCCAAUCUGAGGCUGGCCUUUGAAAGUUCAAUGUCACAGGCCCAACACCGGGCGAUGAACAACUUCCUCAACGAGGCGGUCAAAACAUCCAUAUCCCAAGGAACAGCACGCAUCCCGCUCGCCUACGCCCACAAACGUGAGCGAGAUACUUUCUACGACAUCUCAGCCAACGACCUCCCUCCAAUUGUCCAACAUCAUCUACACCCACGCCAUAAGCCCAGGGUGAGGGUCACCACAGACGUGCGCACAGGAGCCGUCAUAGCCCGUAUCGUCAAAUGCCGUAUUGCCGACCUAGACGUUUACAGUCCGCGAACGUGUCUUGACUGGCGCAUCAGUGUGAACCUCGAAAUGAACUACGACGGAGACCUAACCAAGUUGCAGCAGACAAGCGACUGGAAACGAAGCGGUGAUCGAAACAAAGACCGCAUGAGUUACAGACAUCUGGCAUACCAGAUAGACCUAACACAGGUCGGAACAACAGACAGCACCCCUGCAGACUUCGAGCAUGAGCUUGAAAUCGAAAUAUCUUCAGCGGAAAUCCGACGGCAAGGUGACCUCGCGUUAUCCGGAGACAUGAACAACCAGUACGAAGACCUCAUCAAAGGAUUUGUAGACAAUAUCCGUGUUCUUGCCAGGGCCGUGCCAGGCUAG